Rotaria sordida is the source of this 339-nucleotide messenger RNA. Lineage: Eukaryota; Metazoa; Rotifera; Eurotatoria; Philodinida; Philodinidae. The record is from the annotation of a GenBank genome assembly.
AUGAUUGAAAUAGCACAAAACAUUCUUGGCGAUAAUCAAGUCGUUGAAUUGCGUUAUUAUGGUAAACGUGUUUUUUCUUCAUUUCGUGAUCGUAGAAAAUUAGAUGUGAACAAAAAUCUAAGUACAUUAUCAGCAACAAUAAAAAAAUUUGAACAAUCAAUUCGGUCAAGUUCUGGAAAAGGUAUUUCGAUUGGUUUAUUUAUAAUAGCUGUUAGUGUUUUCACAUUAAUUGCUGUUAAAGAAAAAUCUCAUACUUCAUUUCAUCUAUUACUUCCAUAUACAUUUGUAACUAUUCUACUUUGUCUUUUUCGUAUAUCAACAUCAGUUAAUGUUCUUUAA